Setaria italica (foxtail millet) is the source of this 487-nucleotide messenger RNA. RefSeq lists its product as uncharacterized. The record is from RefSeq and is a predicted model, not a curated record. The transcript is spliced from 4 exons. Lineage: Eukaryota; Viridiplantae; Streptophyta; Magnoliopsida; Poales; Poaceae. Gene Ontology annotation, cellular component: P-body; cytoplasmic stress granule. Gene Ontology annotation, molecular function: mRNA binding. Bases 1 to 384 code for a protein of 127 amino acids. Gene Ontology annotation, biological process: P-body assembly; cytoplasmic stress granule assembly.
AUGGCUGGACAGCAGCUAGUGGCGACCGAGGACGGCGGCGGCAGCAACAUCCACGGCGGCGGCGACUGGGGCGUGGAGCUCUGGAGGUCCUGCUCCUCCCCGGCGCCGUCCGACGUGCUCGACACCAGCGGCGCGUGCGCCACGAUGGAGCAGACAGCGUGGCUCGUCUCCACUGCCUGCGACAUCGUCGCCAGGAAGGAGAGGCUUGGGAUGGUCGUCUCCUGCCCCUUCCUGCUGUACCUCGUCCCGUCCCAGGAGAAGGCCACGCAGGUGCGAUCGAUAUGCAAACCCCUGAAGCCUCUUGGGAUUCAUUCAGUGAGCUUGCAUUCUGGCGCUUCGGUUGAACAUCAGAUCUCUGGACUAAAAACUUGUGAGCCGGAGUAGACUAAAAAUUCUACCACAUUAAGCAGGAUUACUAGGACCUUACAGUGGCAGUUGGUUCGAUUGAGUACUCGGAGUCCAAACCGGCAGCAACGGAAAUAUUCAG